AUGUGGUUCCGGGGCUGCUUGAGCUUUUUACUAGUUGGCGGUGCUAUUUCGGCUCCGGCUUUGCUGAAUGUCAAUGUGGUCUUCCGGCACGGCGACAGGACGCCGAUCACCACCGUUAGAACCGAUCCAUACCAGGAGGGCUUCUGGGGUGUCCCGUGGGGGACGUUGACUACGACGGGAAUGGAGCAACAAUACGCCAAUGGUCUUCGUCUGAAAAAGCGCUACAUCGAUGACCACAAGCUUGUCAAUGCUACCUAUUCGCCUUAUGAGAUAUACGUCCAAUCCGCCCAAAUCGAUCGUUGCCUUCAGUCGGCUGCAUCAAAUUUAGCUGGAUUCUAUGAUCAAUCGACUUUCCAUCCCACGGACCCAAAAUGGCCCAACAACUACACCCCGAUCCCGAUUCACCAGAAUCCAAGCCCUGAUCGUUGGUACGAGCCGGGUAGCGGAUGUCAAAAAGCCAGCGACCUCGAAGUGGAGCGGACUAUCAAUCUGAAUUUGAUCGAAUACGAGGGGACGCAUUGGGAGAUGAUCUUCGCUUUCGCCAAGAACACCGGCCUCGAUAUAACCCACAUCAAGGAUACGUUCGACUACUUUGACACCAUUGUCUGCGAGAAAGACCACAACCUAACGCUCCCCGCCUGGAUCACCCCUUCCCUCUACAGGGAGGCCGAGGACGUCAAGUCGCAAACGAUGGACUACUUUUUCGGGCUCGGAGGCUUCGGAGUCCCGGACAACGAAGACCUGCUCGGGCUUCGUGGCGGCCCGGCGCUCAGCCUCAUCCAAUCCACCUGGACAGAGAAGGCUCCGUUCAAGUACUAUGUACACUCGGCGCAUGACACAACUAUCGUGGCAAUUCUCUACACGCUGGGGACAAAUGCUAAAUACGUAGCACUAGGCAAAAAUCAGCCAAAUUACGCGGCUACCUUGCUUUUUGAGACGUGGAAGAUGGAUGAUGGGAGCUUGGCUAUUAAGGUUCUCUACUCCGACAGCGCCUACGAGGACUUCCACGUGAUUACAAACUCCAUCUCGGGGUGCCCGUUCGAUGAUUAUUGCCCGGUGGACAAAUUCAUCUCCCGAAAUAAGCCGUAUAUCUGGGACGACAUGGAGAAGGCCUGCAAAGCA
Messenger RNA from Mesorhabditis spiculigera, 1122 nucleotides. The record is from the annotation of a GenBank genome assembly. Lineage: Eukaryota; Metazoa; Nematoda; Chromadorea; Rhabditida; Rhabditidae.